CUCCAAAUAUAAUGGGGGAGACCGCUGACCCAGAAAAAGUAUCCUACAAACGCUCGCUCAAACGAAUAAAAUUAAAAAAGACACGGUUUCGACCCCGCAAGCGUAGCCAAAGUAUUAUAAUUUAUUCCCAUUGUAAUGUGCAAGACCAUUCACAUACACAUCUUAAAGACUACUUUAGACUUAUGGGAUUAUAAAAUAAAACUCUUAAAAACAUUAUUGCUUUGACUUUUGUGUUUUUAAGGUUGCAGUUAUCCAAUACCCUCUACUGGAUAUUGUGUCCUUGAUCUCCAAUCCAGUACAUCGUAGUUAAUCUGAACUGAAAAAAAAGAGAAAGAAAUUGAUCAUCACUUGUUUUAUUUAACAUGAAUUCCUGUAGUUUUAUAUACAACGUAGCUUUUGUACUAUUUGGCGUUAUUCAUUAUUGUAACGUAAGAUUUGUGGUAAAAAUUUAUAUUACUCUAAGAAUUAGGUUUAUAUUUUCAGUCGAAUAAAAAUUAUUUUUAAUGAAGUGGUAUCUGUUACUCCUUGUAAAAAUGCCAUUAUUUAGAGUCUUCGAAUCUUACUUAAAAUUUAAUAGACAUUUUGUUAGUAUAUUGUAUUUAAUAAUUCGACUCAAUCUUCAGAUAAUGAAAAGCAAGUGAUUGCUUAUUUGUAAAAUGAAAUUCUUUUUUAAUCGUUUUUCAUGAUUAUGUAUCAGUUUUUUAAUAAAAUCGCCAUGUCAAUUAAUGGUCUGUUAAUUAAACAAAAUUUAUAUGCUAAACGAUAUUAGAAUACAAUACAUGUAUGAUAAUUGCAAGGGCAUAAAAUUAUAAUGUGUAACAGCAUUAUGUAUUCAUAUUUAACGAUCAUCUUUAAAUUGCGAUUAGAUGGCAGCACAAUACACUUGAUUUACAAUCGAACACCGCGCACAUUGUUAAAGUGGAUAAACUUGAUAUGAAUUUAAAUUUAAACUUCGAUCGGUGCAUCUUUUGCACAGUAAAUACUUAAUUCAAAAAUAUUCAUUGGAAUAUUAAAUUCGAAAUAAAUAGAUGUUAGAUUAAGAGCGAGACUUUUUGUUGAGAUUUCGCGUGUCCUUAGCGUAGUUGCUCUCGAGUCAUCACUGGAAAAGUACAAAGCGAUACUUGAGUCAAUGACGUGUAUGACAGCAACACAAAUCGGCUCGAGUAGACUGAUUCGUUUGAAUCUCUAACUUGAAUCAGAAUGCCCGAGCAAAAUUCGAGUGAUCAAUAUUCGACGUGGGUUGGGCUUAUAUACGUUUUUAAUUUAAUUGUUGGAACAGGAGCUUUAACAUUACCAGCUGUUUUUACUCAAGCAGGAUGGGCUCUUGGAUUAAGUGUAAUUUUAAUACUAGCAUUUAUAAGUUUUAUCACUGUUACAUUUGUGAUCGAGGUAAUGGCAUCUGCCAAUGCUAUAGUAGCAUGGCGACACAUUCAACAUCGAAAACGUAUAUGUUUCUCUCAGGAUUCAUCUUUCAACGAAACAGAGUCUGAGGUGCUUCAAACAUUAGGCGAAUCUGGUCCUUCAAAUUCAGAUUCUGAAGAUACCCCUCUUGUUAUGCCAUUUUCAACUAGCCCUGAUCGUGCAGACAUUACAUAUCGAUAUUAUGUAAUACGUGAUAAAAUAGAAAUGGGGCAAAUGGCAUCAAUUUUUUUUAACAAGUUUGGUAUAACUCUAUUCUAUUUAUGUUUUGCUAUAUAUCUUUAUGGAGAUCUAAGCAUAUAUGGAGCAGCUGUUGCAAAAACUUUAGCUGAUGUCAUUUGCACUUAUCAACCAGAAAAUUUUACAUGCAACUCUACAAUACCAGAUACUGCACUGUGUUGGAAAGAAUUUGCUCUGGAUCGAUCAGAUGCAUAUAGGAUAUUUCUUAGUAUAUUUAUAUUAUUACUUGGUCCUUUUGUAUUCUUUAAUAUACAAAAGACUAAAUAUCUUCAAUUGUUAACUUCAGGAAUGCGAUGGCUUGCAUUCACUAUCAUGAUUGUAUAUGCUUUGAAAAAUUUAAUCAUUCAUGGUGCACAAGGAAAUCCUCCAGCUGCAAAUAUCAUGGGUAUACCUACUUUAUUUGGUGCUUGCAUUUAUUCAUUUAUGUGUCAUCAUUCUUUACCUGCGUUGGUCGCUCCAAUUGCAAAUAAGUCUACUUUAACUCGAUUUUUGGCAUUGGAUUAUUUAUUAAUAGCAUUUUUUUAUCUCUUACUGGCACUAACUGGAGCAUUCGCUUUUGAACAUUUGGACGAUCUUUACACUUUAGAUUUUAGUCCUCGUGGAUCUGGAGAUUGUUCCGAAAGUAACAAUAUUUUUAUUAUUCUUAUAGAAUAUUUCUUAUCACUCUUUCCAGUAUUUACUUUGAGUACGAGUUUUCCUAUCAUAGCUAUCACCCUUAGAAAUAAUUUGCAAUCAUUGUUCCUCAACGAAGAUACAUCUUAUUUUUGUCUUCGUAAAAUUGUCUUCCCAAUACUAGCAAUACUGCCUCCAUAUAUGAUUGCUAUGAGUACCAAAGAUUUAUCGAUAUUGGUAGGAAUUACGGGAUCAUAUGCUGGAGCAGGAAUUCAAUAUUUGAUUCCAACAUUUUUGGUAUAUUAUGCUAGACAAAAGACAAAUAAACUUAUAGGUCUUGGUGUUGUUAAUAAAUUUGCAAGUCCAUUUUCCAGUAAUUGUUGGCUCAUUUUUGUUAUAGUUUGGGCUAUUGCUUGCAUGAUUUUAGUAUCAGUCAAUUUUGUACAAAUUCAUUUCUAUUCUUUAAGCGUACCUUUAGGAUGAAAGAUUCUUAAAAUAUUGAAUCAAGAAUGUAAAAAAAAAGAAAAAGGUUAUAUAAUGACUCAUAAUUAUUUUAAGAUUUAAAAAAUCCAGAGCAUAUCUGAAAUAAUAUCAUUGGACUUGAAAUUAAUUAUUUGCAAUAUAUAGAAAGAAAAUUGUGAUACUACUGAUUUUAAAGCUGAAAUUGAAAUUA
This is a messenger RNA of Frieseomelitta varia, 2944 nucleotides long. Its product is annotated as transmembrane protein 104 homolog. The record is from RefSeq and is a predicted model, not a curated record. The coding region runs from base 1201 to 2754 and encodes 517 amino acids. NCBI's taxonomy places the organism in Eukaryota, Metazoa, Arthropoda, Insecta, Hymenoptera, Apidae. The transcript is spliced from 6 exons.